AAGUGAAGCCAGAACAAAUGGUUCCUAUAAUACUAGCCUCCAUUUGUGACCAUUCCAGAGAUCAACUCUUCAUCAGUGCCUCACCAAACAUGGAUGCACGAUCCACCCCUUUGCUCCUACUACUAAAUUUGGUCCUUCUGUUUCUGCGCGUCUCCGCUCGGGAGUUCCUCUCGCCGGGCUCCUCCAUGCCCGUAGAGGAUAGUUCCGACGUGCUCCGGUCACCGGAUGGCACUUUCACCUGCGGCUUCAACAAAAUUUCCCAAACUGCCUCCAUCUUCUCCAUUUGGUACUCCAACACGGCUGAAAAGACGGUGGUCUGGAGCGCGAAUCAUCUCCACCCCGUUUGCUUCAAGGGUUCCCGGGUCACGCUAGAUCCGGAUGGCCGGAUGGCCGCAGAAGACUACGACGGCCGCCCCGUCUGGGAAAACAAUGUGUCUUCUUCUUCUUCUUCGAAUGCCCUGCGAGCUCAGCUGCUCGACACCGGGAACCUCGUCGUCAAUGGCCAAGGUGACAUCAUUCUGUGGCAAAGUUUCCAUUCUCCUACCGACACAUUGCUGCCCUAUCAGAACAUUACCAGUGCUACAAAGUUGGUAUCUGCUAGCAGGCUACUUGUCCCUGGGCGCUACAGCUUCCAUUUUGAUGAUGAACAUAUACUCACACUGUUUAAUGAUGAGAAGGAUAUCUCUUUUAAAUAUUGGCCAAAUCCUAGUAAUGAUAUAUGGACAAAGAACAGAAAUGCGUUUAGUACCACCACAGUUGGGUUCCUCGAUAGCUCGGGCUAUUUUCUUGGUAGUGACAACUUAACUUUGAAGGCUGUUGAUUGGGGUCAAGGGGUUACGAGGAGACUAACAUUGGAUUAUGAUGGCAACCUUAGAUUAUACAGUCUAAAUAAGAUAGAUGGAACAUGGUCAGUCACAUGGAUGGCAUAUCCACAGACUUGCUCGGUUCAUGGGCUGUGUGGCAUUAAUGGGAUAUGUGUGUACACGCCCAAGCCUGCUUGUGCGUGUGCUCCUGGGCAUGAGAUAAUCGACCCAAGUGACCGGAGCCAAGGUUGCAAACCAAAAUUCAAUCUCAGUUGUAAUGGACAGGAGAUGUUUGUGAAGCUACCCGCCACCGACUUCCAUGGUAAUGAUCUUCGAUUGAAUACCAUAGUUUCACUUGAUGAAUGCAAGAAUAUAUGCUUGAAGGACUGCAGUUGCAAAGGUUUUGCAUAUUGGCAAGGAACCAGGCUUUGCUAUCCAAAGGUUGAUGGUUCUAUACAUAUCAAGAUUCCUAAAACACUACAGGUCCCAAAGUCAUCAGUUCCUCACUCGCAACCUUUUGGUCCUAGAUAUGUUCCUAAUUGCAGUGCAAAGAGUAACUAUUUCACUCCAUAUUUUUCGGAUCAACCUAAAAGUAGUCAAAGUGGAUCACACUCACAAUACUUGUACUUGGCAUAUGGGUUCUUGUUAGCGAUAUUUUGUGUGGAGGUAAUAUUUGUGGCACUAGGAUGCUGGUUUUUGUUCGUAAGGGAGGGCAAAAAGUUAAUAGGAGUAUGGCCAGCUGAGGUUGGUUAUGAAAUGGUAACCAACCAUUUCCGCAGAUACACUUACAAAGAGUUGCAGACAGCAACUCAAAAGUUCAAGGAUCGGAUUGGAUGUGGAGCAUUUGGUCUUGUAUACAAGGGGGUCCUAAAAGACAAGAGGGCUGUAGCGGUGAAAAAGUUGGCAGACAUAAACCAAGGGGAACAAGAAUUCCAACAUGAACUGAGUGUGAUUGGAAGGAUUUACCCUAUGAAUCUGGUGAGGGUUUGGGGAUUUUGUUCUGAUGGCUCACACAGAAUAUUGGUUUUAGAGUACAUCGAGAAUGGUUCUUUGGAUAAAACCUUGUUUUGUAGCGAAAAGUUACUUGGAUGGAACAGAAGGUUUAAGAUUGCUCUAGGGGUGGCAAAAGCAUUGGCCUAUCUUCAUCACGAGUGCUUGGAGUGGGUUAUCCACUAUGACAUCAAGCCUGAGAAUAUAUUGUUGGAUGAGAACUUGGAGCCAAAGGUCAGCGACUUUGGCCUUGCAAAACUUGUGAACAGAAGUGGAUCCAAUAAAAAUGUAUCAAGGAUUCAUGGAACUAGAGGUUAUAUAGCUCCUGAGUGGGUGUCUAGCCAGCCAAUAACAGCAAAGGUUGAUGUCUACAGCUUCGGAGUGGUUCUCCUAGAACUACUCAUGGGGGCUCGUGUGUCAGAUUGGGCGUCAAAUGCCGGCGAGGAAGUGGAAAUGGUCCUUCGAAGCAUCGUUAGGAUGCUUACAGAAAAUAUGAUGCUGGAGGGCAGCCAACAGUUAUGGCUUGUUGACUUCAUUGACUCGAUGUUGAACGGGCAGUUCGAUGAUCUGCAAGCAAGAACAAUGGUCAAGUUUGCUGUGUCAUGCCUAGAAGACGACAGUAGGAAAAGGCCCACUAUGGAAAAUCUCGUGCAGAUGCUUUUGUCGGUUGAUGAAGAUAGUGGUAUAAUGCAGUAGUAUGCUACCAACUAUACAAAGGAGUUUGACGCUUUACACAACAUGUCAUGUAUGGUUAUUUUUUGAUCGAAAACAAGAUAUUGGGAUGUGUGUCAUGUAUUCGUACUGUUGUCAUUACAUGGACAUCAUAGUUGUAUACUUAGCAAGUUUCACUUUUCUUUUGGUUUGUGUCUAAACUGGGUUAGCACACUAGGUGGAGUCAUAUUGGGUGUGCCUUGGAAUUCUUCAAGGAAUUGAACACUGAGUUGGUUUGUAAGAAAGUUAUAUAAUGCAAUGAAAAUUCACUAGAAAAAUCGGUGGAGUUGGA
This is a messenger RNA of Hordeum vulgare subsp. vulgare (domesticated barley), 2796 nucleotides long. Its product is annotated as putative receptor protein kinase ZmPK1. NCBI's taxonomy places the organism in Eukaryota, Viridiplantae, Streptophyta, Magnoliopsida, Poales, Poaceae. The transcript has a single exon. Gene Ontology annotation, molecular function: protein serine/threonine kinase activity; ATP binding. The coding region runs from base 18 to 2489 and encodes 823 amino acids. The record is from RefSeq and is a predicted model, not a curated record. Gene Ontology annotation, biological process: recognition of pollen; protein phosphorylation.